GGGGGAGGGGCAGACACAGGCAGCGAGAAGCCGUCUCGCCAGGCUCCCGCCGCCGCCGCCGCGCAAUCCGCAGCCAUCCUGCGCCCCGAGCCCCCAUCGCCCCUCCUGACUCGGCUCCCCAGGCACAGCCGGCUCCCCCCCACCACCACAGGCAGAUCGGGAGCGGCGCAGAGAAAUUUCCUUACUAGAUGACAUUUCAUCGCAAUGUCCGAUCGUUUGGGGCAAAUAACCAAGGGAAAGGAUGGGAAAAGCAAGUACUCGACUCUCAGCCUGUUUGAUAAGUAUAAAGGAAAGUCAAUAGAAGCUAUCAGAACUACAGUUAUUCCUAGACAUGGCUUGCAGAGUCUCGGGAAAGUUGCUGCUGCCCGGCGUAUGCCACCUCCUGCCAACUUGCCAAGCUUGAAGUCUGAGAACAAAGGAAACGACCCCAACGUCAUUAUCGUACCCAAGGACGGUACAGGAUGGGCAAACAAGCAGGAUCAACCAGACCAAAAGAGUUCCAGUGCGACGGCUGCACAGCCGCAGGAGUCGCUGCCGCAGCAGGGUUUGCAGAAAUCUGUCUCCAAUUUACAGAAGCCGACACAAUCGAUCAGUCAGGAGAGUACAAUUUCAGCGCCAGGUGGACCAAAGUCAUGGGCGCAGCUGAAUGGAAAGCCAGCAGGACACGAAGGUGGUUCAAGGGCCUCAAGCCGACUGUUAUCCUUCUCUCCCGAGGAAUUUCCGACGCUGAAAGCAGCAGGCGAGCAGGACAAGGUUGGCAAAGAAAAGGGCGCCUUAGAUCUGUCGUAUGGGCCAGGACCAAGCCUCCGCCCCCAGAAUGUCACUAGUUGGAGGGAGGGCGGUGGGAGGAACAUUACCUCUGCCACGUCUCUGACCGCCUCCCCUGCUGAGCCGGGCAGCAAGACCUCUAGUACCGGAGAUGGAGCCCCCUCCUCAGCGAGUGCCAGCGAUCCUAAGGAGCCCUCUCUCCGCCCAGCUCAGCCUGUCCGUAAAGGGGCAUCACAGUUCAUGGGAAAUGUGUACCAGCCACCUACAUACCAUGACAUGCUACCUGCUUUUAUGUGUCCACAACAACCACCUGAGACCCCUGCCUCGCUGGACCGUGGGUCUUUCCCUCUCCCUCAGCUUCGACUUGAGCCCCGUGUCCCUUUCAGACAAUACCAGAUGAACGACCAAGACGGGAAAGAGAACAGACUUGGGAUGUCUCGUCCAACUCGUCCACUUCGGCAGCAAGCAGAGCGGGCCCCCCGGCCCACCAUUAUCAAUGCAGAAAACCUGAAGGGUCUGGAUGACCUUGAUAAUGAUGCAGAUGAUGGCUGGGCAGGCAUUCAUGAUGAAGUGGACUACUCCGAGAAACUGAAGUUCAGUGAAGAUGAGGAAGAGGAGGAAAAUCUUAAAGAUGGAAGACAGAAAUGGAAUAGCUGGGACCCCAGAAGGCAGCGGCAGCUGUCCCUGAGCUCCGCAGACAGCGCAGAUGUCAAACACCCCCUGGAGGAAGGGAAGAACUGGGCGGAUUCAGUGGGCUUGUCCCGGGGUGUCCGCAAAGUGCAGGACCCCCCGCAGCCUCCAAGGAAGCUCAAUGGCUGGACCUCUACAUCAGAAUAUCAGAAGCCCCCAGUGGGCAGUGUCCUCAGACAGCAGUCCCUGGAAGAGAAAGAGGAGAAGGUGCCCCUGAGGCAGAAGUUUAUCCACUCGGAGAUCUCUGAGGCUGUGGAGCGAGCCAGGCGGCGACGGGAGGAGGAAGAGCGGCGAGCCAGAGAGGAACGUCUGGCAGCUUGUGCUGCCAAACUCAAGCAACUGGAUCAGAAGUGCAAGCUGGCUCAGAAAACAGGAGAGGCCCAGAAACACGUGGAGAAUGAAGAGCUGAAAACCCCCACCACGGAAAAGGCCACAGUUCAGGAGAACAGCCACGCCUUCCGAAGAGCAACUCCCGAAUUCCAUGCCCAGGAAGCCUCUGCUGGUUAUCUAGAAGAGGAAACCGCAACCACAACAGCAGCUGCCCAAAGCAGCAGUGAGGAGGAGCUCCAAGAAGCCACAUCCCCAGCACAAGAAUUCAACAAAUACCAGAAAUCGCUUCCCCCACGGUUCCAAAGACAGCAGCAGCAACAGCAGCAGGAGCACCUGUACAAGAUGCAGCACUGGCAGCAGCAGCAGGUCUAUCCUCCACCAUCCCAUUCGCACCCCCAGCGCACCUUCUAUCCACCACACCCUCAGAUGCUUGGGUUCGACCCUCGCUGGAUGAUGAUGCCUUCUUACAUGGACCCUCGCAUGGCUCAGGGCCGCACCCCUGUGGAUUUUUAUCCUUCAGCCCUUCAUCCUUCAGGAAUUAUGAAGCCCAUGAUUCAGCAGGACUCCAUUGGCGGAAGCAUCUGUAGGUCCGAGGAGCAGAAUUGUCAGACAUCUAUGCAGCAGGAAAGGAAAGCUCCUUCUCUGGACCCUGCCCCAGUGUGGGGCCAGGAGAGCUAUGCUUCUCUGCAGAGCAAGGGAUAUGCUCUCUCCCAUCAGAAACAGGUGGAGAGCGUGGCUGUGGAGGGACUGCAUGCCAGAAGCGAUAGCUCUUACUCUGCUUCAUCUGGAAGGUCAGAGGCUGUGAGCACUCAGCGGGAUCUCUUUGAGGAGAGAGGGGAGGAGUACUUAAACACCUUUGAGAAGAAAGCCCAAGCCGACUUUGACAGCUGCCUGUCAUCUCAAAGACUAGGCCAAGAUCUUUUGUUUCAGCACCAGGAGAAGGUGCAGGAUGCUUGUGUUUCUGGGAGCCGCCAUGCAAGCUUGAGGUGUUCACCCCUGGAGUCCGACUUUGUACAAGCUGAUAAGAAACCAGAGUAUAAUGGCUGGGACAUCAGCCACCAGCAGAAACCCUCGGAGGCUGCCGCAGAGGCAGAUGAAGAGGCUUCCAGGGAUGAACACUCAUUUAGUGCUGACCCCUGGAAGAAAGAAAUGACUACCAGCAAGCCACCUGUGGAAGAGACAACGGAGUGGGCUCCUGAAAACAGAAACUCUAGCACUCAGCACCAAGAGCAGAUGGGGCGGACACGGCGAUCCGGCCCAAUUAAAAAGCCAGUCCUGAAAGCCCUCAAGGUUGAGGAGAAAGAGAAGGAGCUGGAGAAGAGUAAGCUGGAAGGAGAAGGUGCCUCAUGCCCAGCAAAAGAAAAGGCCCCUGUCCACAAGGUAGAGAACGAGUCAGAAGAGCCAGCAGCCUUGCUAAACUCCACUCACUACCUCCUGGAUGACAAAGGUUCUUCCCCAACCGGCAUCACCCGAGACACCGAGAAAACUCAGGAGGAAGAGGAGGAGGACGAAGAGGAAGAAAAACCUGAAAGAGCAUGGGAGAAUAAGCUGUCCCGAGAGUCUAAUGACCUCCCUCCUACUAAACGAAACAACUGGAUCUUUAUCGAUGAGGAGCAAGCCUUUGGUGGGAGAGGCCAAGGCCGUGGGAGAGGCCGGGGCUUCCGAGAGUUCAGCUUCAGGGGCCGUGGCACUGUGGUUGGCAGCAGGGGCGUCUACAGUAACCCAAGGAGCAGCCGAGGCCGUGGCCUCCGUGAGUUCAACCAGCAGGAAGACUUCCCCAGGGGCAAACCCAGGCGCAGGAUCGCCAGCGAGACGCACAGUGAGGGGUCCGAGUACGAGGAGCUGCCCAAACGUCGCCGGCAGAGGGGAUCGGAGAACAGCAAUGAGGGCUCUGCUCUGGAGAGGGAGGAGAACGACGUGAAAAAGGGAGACUUCAAGGAGUCCUGGCGCUCCAACAAAAUCUAUUCAGAUGAUCACAACAGCCUUGACCCGAAGAUGAGGGCCCCGAGAGCCUUUGGGAGGUCGCUACCCCCAAGACUGAGCAACUCUGGGUAUGGGAGAAGAGGUUUUGCGUCCAAGGAGCCGUGUCAGUGGCAAGGGAGAAGCGGGGGAACUGUGUGGCAGGACUACAACCACAGCGCUCCAUCGGACACUUUUGGGGCCAGGCGGCAGCCUGACCGGGACUAUCUCCAGGACUCUUACAAGCACUCAGACUCCUUCCCUGGAAGGGGCUUUGAGGAGACUCCUAUUGAGGACAAAAGGCACUUUUUCCAGGAAGAUUACUCUGCCGACCCAGAGAACAUAGAGAACAGGCCGUUCAGGAGGCGGCGGCCGCCACGGCAGGACAAACCCCCCCGCUUCCGGCGUCUCAGGCAGGAGAGAGAAUCCGUGGGCCAGUGGAGCCCCGAGGAAGGGGGAACCAACCUCCUGCCCAGCCAGUGGCCCGGAAGACCCAAGCUGGCCGCGGCGGAGAAGAACGGCAUCUCUGGCCAGAGGUCUCCGGAGCUGUCCUACCAGAACUCAUCAGAUCAUGCCAACGAGGAGUGGGAGACUGCGUCUGAAAGCAGUGACUUUAGUGAGCGGCGGGAGAGGCGUGAAGGGGUGGCCGAGAGUGAAGUGCAGCUGGACGGCGGCCUGGCUGGCAGCACCCUGGGAGAGAAGAGAGAGCUGGCAAAGAGGAGCUUCUCGAGCCAGAGGCCUCUCGUGGACCGGCAGAGCCGUAAGGCGGAGUCCACAGGGUUUGGGGAGCAGUCGAUGAGGGCCAGUGGCGGGGCGGCCUCCUGCUACGAGAGCAAAAGGUCCCCGGAAGAAGGUGGGAGUCUCGGCAAUGCCAGCAGCGGAAGCAGCCACUCUGUGUACAGCCUGGAACGAGCUUCGCACACCAAUUCGGACAGCGCUGAGGGCCCAGGUAAAAAGGUGGAGAAAGAGCCCAAGUCCACGGCCCAGAGAGCAAGUGACAAGGGAGAAGCCAUGUCACAGUUCGAAUUGAAUUAUGGAAAUGCCAUCAUUGACAAUCGGGUUUCAAGCACAGCGGAGGAGAACGAAGUGGGUUCUGUGGCAGGCGAAGGCUUCAUUGAGGUCCUCACUAAGAAGCAGCGCCGUUUGCUGGAAGAGGAACGCAGGAAGAAAGAACAAGCUGCCCAGGCACCAGCCAAAGGCCGCGUCCUUCAGUCUCGUAUCCCUCCUCGAUUUGCCAAGAAGCAGAGCAGCAUGUGCCUAGAGCAAGGCGACGUAGCCGUGUCUGGAAACAGCCUGGGCACAGAAAUCUGGGAAAGCAAUAGCCCAGCUCUCUCAGUUCAGUCACCUGGCAGCGAUUCCUGGAGCAAGCCUGUGAAUGGGUUUAACGGCACAGAAACCAGCCCCACUGAGCAGGGUUUUAAAGGCAGCCAGGGGGAUAGUGGCAUUGACUUGAGCGCAGAGUCUCGGGAAUCCUCUGCUACCUCCUCUCAGCGCAGUUCUCCGUAUGGCACCCUCAAACCAGAGGAGAUGAAUGGGGCUGGCCUGGUGGACCCAAAGCCCGACUGCCAGAAGGAGCAAGUGCAGAAGCAAUCUGAUAAAAAGGAUUCAGAUCAAGGCUCAGGACAGAACAAGGAACACAAGCCCGGACCGAUCGGCAACGAACGCUCCCUGAAAAACAGAAAGGGCUCGGAGGGGACGGAACGGCUGGAAGGGAAUAUCCCUCCUGUUAAUGGGGUGGAAAUUCACGUGGAUUCUGUUCUUCCUGUGCCAUCUAUUGAAUUUGGAGUAAAUCCUAAAGACUCUGACUUCAGCCUGCCGCCUGGUUCUUCCUCCGGUACAGCAACUAACCCUGUCGCCAAACUGCACGAUGCCUUGGCUAGUAAUGCGGGGUUAACGCAGUCCAUUCCCAUCCUGCGACGAGAUCACCAUCUCCCACGGUGCAUCGGCCUGAACCCAAUGUCCUUCCCCACGGCAGACCUCACUCUGAAGAUGGAGUCUGCCCGCAAAGCCUGGGAGAAUUCCCCUAGCUUACCAGAACAGAGCUCUCCAGGAGGUGCUGGCUCGGGCAUCCAGCCGCCUUCCAGCGUCGGAGCAUCCAGUGGUGUUAGCUACAGCUCGUUUGGGGGCGUUUCCAUGCCUCCUAUGCCGGUGGCAUCUGUAGCACCUUCUGCAUCUAUUCCAGGUAACCACAUCCCACCCCUGUACCUUGACGGUCACGUGUUUGCAAGUCAGCCACGCCUGGUUCCUCAGACGAUACCUCAGCAGCAAAGCUACCAACAGGCUGCUGCUGCUCAGCAGAUUCCCAUUUCCCUUCACACAUCCUUACAAGCCCAGGCACAGCUUGGGCUCAGAGGUGGCCUGCCUGUGUCCCAGUCCCAGGAGAUCUACAGCUCCAUACAGCCCUUCAGGUCUCAGGUGUACAUGCACCCCAGUCUGUCUCAGCCCAAUACCAUGGUUCUGACGGGAGGUACAGCUCUAAAGCCUCCAUACUCCGCCUUCCCAGGCAUGCAGCCCUUGGAGAUGGUGAAAACACAGUCUGGGUCCCCUUACCAGCCAAUGAAUGGAAGCCAGACUCUGGUUUAUGAAGGCCAGAUAAAUCAGGCAGCUGGUAUGGGAGCUUCGCAGAUGAUGGACUCCCAGCUUACACAGCUAACGAUGCCUAUGCCUGGGUCCCAGCUUCCUCUGCCCCGUUACGGUUCUGGCCAGCAGCCACUGAUCUUACCACAGUCCAUCCAGCUUCCCCAGGGGCAGAAUCUGCCUGUCGGAGCACCCCGCAGGAUUCUCCCGCCUGGAUCCCAGCCUUCUGUUCUUGCAACCAGCAGGGAGUCCUCUCAAAUGGAAAUGAAAGGGUUUCAUUUCACAGAUGGCAAACAGAACAUGUCCUCCGGAGGAUCUGUACCGUCUCCACACACGUACAGGCCUAGCUCUGCCAGCCCUAGUGGGAAGCCAUCUGGACCAGCAGUCAGUAUGGGCUCCAUGCAGGGACACUAUGUGCAACAGGCAAAACAGCGAGUGGAUGAAAAUAAAACCAACCUGGGAGCAGUGAAGCUGCAAGAGGCAUCCUCCACCAACCAGAUGAAGCCGGUGCGCACGGGAGCCAUCAAACCUCAAGCGGUCAAAGUGGAGGAGAGCAAGGCGUAGGAGCGCCCGCAGUCCCCAGCUCACCCUCCUGGCUGGGGGAGGCCCUGCAGCUCAGCCCGGCGUCGUGAAAGUCUCGCCAGAUCACUCCCAUCCUACCCCGGACUGACGAAAACGACACCCUCUCUCAGCCGCUCUCCCAACAAAGCAGUUUGAAACAGUGGAUUUGACAUUGACUUGCUUGCUUUAAAAACAAACCGACCACCCAUCCCCAUGUGACUAUUGAGUGGCUCGAGCCAUCUUUUUGUUCCUACCCCCAGCCCCCACCACCUCCCUUGCAGGUAGUUCAUUUGGCAAAGCCCAGUGAUCACGUUCCCUACUUCUGUCUCAGCGGAGUGGCAACUGGGGAGGGGGCCAGGUUGAGGCUUUUCAUUUUAAAGGCAGCUGAGGUUUUUACAAAAAAAAAGCUAUAUCUUUGUUUAUAGCAAUUUUUUUAUAUGUUCUCAUUUCCCCUUUCUCUUUACCCCACCCCCAUCCCCAUAGCUUCCAGAAAAUCCCCCAGACCAAAAUCACGUGCUUGGACAGAACCCUGCUUAAUUUGGUGUUCGGUUCUGUGCUCCCUUGAGAGUUUUGACUCUCAAAUUGAGGUGUUUUGGGUGCAUUUCCCCUCCCUUCCUCCAGCAGUUUAGCCUUCCAAAUGAGCUGAUUAAGAGGCGUAAAGGACAGUUAAGGCAUUUGGUAACUUUUCAGUAUUUUUGUCUAAGCUAGAAGCAGUGCUUGCUUUAGAGGUAAAUGUGUAACAAAGGUAUAUAGUAGAUCGAUGCAUUAAUCUUGAAACUCGCACCACUUAACUGUAGCUUCAGGGUGCCCUGUAUACAACAAAUUGUGGCAUUUUCCUUUUAAGGAAAGACACCCAAUUUCUGCCACAGGCUCAUUUGGAUCUAGUUGGUUUCUGGUGGGUUGUUUCUUCCUCCCCUCGCCCUUUCCCACCCCUUGGUAACUGCCCCAUGUGCAGCAGCUCGGAAGUCACGGAUUUACAAAGCGUAAACUGUCAAAGAAUUGUGCAUGGAUCAAACGAGUUGGCGAAAGCCAACGGGUCUAUUUGGACUACUUUUUGUAGUUGUGAUGCUCUCUCUAUGCUUCCCAUCACCUCGGCUGCUCUGUUUUGUGCUCGUCCCCUGGAGCUUUCCGUUUUCUCCUCUGGGUCUUGCUCUUUCUUUUUCUGACUCCGCAGCCUUCUGCACAACUUGCCGUGGAAACAAGCUAGUGGGAAUCCCCUCCGCAUAGCAGCCACAGUACACUAGGGAAAUCCUGUUGGGUUUGGGGUUUGGGGGGGGGGGGGGGGGUUGUUGCAUUAGAAGCAUGGCUGUUUGGAAUCAUCAUCUUUGUCUUCUCUCCUUCUGAUUAAGAGAAAAUAGGUCUUUCCUUUUGGUUGAGUUGCAUACAGUCCUCAAUUUGGUAGUGCUUUUAAGGGUCCCAGUGGGAGGAAGUAAGAUUUUUGUUUUCAGGUGUUUUAUUGAUCAGAUAUGUGUGUGUGUGUGUGUGUGUGUGUGUGUGUGAGUGCAAGCGUGUGCCUGUACUACAGGACAAGUAGUUUCGGAAGAGGCUUGGGUCUUAAAGCUGACAACAGUCUUAAGUAAACUGAACCACCUCCAGCCAAGAACUGCUCAGCUCUUUUUAAAAACAAGGAGUGGACUCUUGUCACUCUGAUGUUACGGAAAGGAAAGCUUUGUUUCUGCGAUAGAUGGUAACUCGCUAACCGGCUGCUCCAGCCGCCUGGGCUAGGUGGCAGCAAAUAAUUUGCCGAUGGUUCCAAAGACAACAUUUUGAACAAAGAAUGUAUUUGGGAAGGGAUCUGAGUGAAAGGGAGAGGGUUUCGGUUUGUGCUUUUGGUUUUUGUACAAGUGAAAAUCUUUCAGAAUUUUCUAGAGGUGCAGUCAAAGUUUUAAUUAGGUGUAAAUCAGGAUGUUUCUACAAUACCUGUGACAGAACCUAGAAAUUUGAACCAACUCAAAUAUAGUGAAUGUCCCCUUUAGUCCCAGGUCAAGACCCCUGAAGGGAACAGGAUAGGAUGGUACUUCUUUUUAAUGUUUUUUUUUUUCCUUUAUUGUUUUGUGGAUUUUAACUUCACAGCAGAGUGUCAGCAUCUCUCUAGCAUCCCACAUGGGGUGAGAGUACAUGGGGUGAGAGUACAUGGGUUGAGAUUUGGCGAUGUACUUUCCAGCCUUCAAAAAUCCCCUAAACCCUCAUCUGCUCGCCUUCACUCCUGCUCCAAAUGUUUUCCAAAGAUUGCCCCACCAGGAACUCAUCCAGCCCCCUCAUCUUGGAACAUCGUGAGCAACGGAACGAUCUCAAUUUAUUUUGCGUCAUCUCCUUACCCCCGAUCCCUCCACCGCCCCUGCUCUCCCCCGGUUUUUUGCCCAGCUGGCCCAAGCUGAUAUCUGCCCAGAAUCUUAACUGUAUUGACUGAAGAGCUUAUCCAGGCCCCUCUUCUCUUUCCUUCCCACCCCUAGACACACGGUUAAUGCUUUUCAAAGACUCUAACCUCUUUCCUUCCUCAUAUGACUUUAAAGUGGUCCUGCGUGUUGGAGAAAUCAGGUUACUGCCGGACGCAAGACAUUGCGGUCCCCCUCCGGUUGUAAAUGGCAUCAGAACUACAGUACGUCCUGUUAAAAAAGGGUCACCCUUCCUUCUCUCUUUCCCCCCUCCCGACCCACCCCAAACAGAAUAAAACACUAGAAUUUAUUUAUACGUAUUUGAUGUUGUAGGUCUAGGUGAAAAAGUAAAUGUUUCACUGCUCUAUUUAUAUAUUAUGUCUGAAUUAUUCUGUGCAGGAAAGGCCAAGAAAUGCAUGUGAGCUUCAUUCUGUUCAUCACCUUUGCGUGACUCUCAGCUGCAGUUUACAAGGCUCUCUUUCACUCGGUGGAUUGUUGUCUGAUGGAAAGCAGUUUUAGAGCCCAGACUUUUAAGGUGCAAUAUCCUUCUCGGCCGCCUUUUUGUUUGUUCGUUUUGUUCAUUUAGUUUUAGACCUAGUAGGAGAGGCUAAUUCAGCGCAUGGUGCUUUUGAAAGUCAAAUGGAAAGUCUCCAUCCUCAAGGAUCAGAAAUGCAAAGGUGUCUGAUGAGAGUUGUUAGGAACUCAGUCUUGGGAGGGGGGAGGUUGGAGAUGCUGGUUUAUCAGUGAUAAUUUCCACUCGCCAUCUCCAUUGCUAAAGUGUGGGGGCCCUUUCGACUCACUCCUUUGCUGCUGGAAUUUGCUCCGACUGGAAACCAGCCGCUGAACUCCGGCUCUUGCUGCUAGGACAGACGUGCUUGAAGUGGGAGGAGGAGGUGGGAUCCAUGUUCUCAGCCACCGUGGGUCAGAGCAGAAAUAUUCAAGAGGCUGACGCUUUGCUGCCUUUUAACCACGUUCAGCUGAAGGCCCAAAGUACGUGUGUGUAAAUACUAGUGCAUUAUGCACAGUGACUGCCGGCCUGCAGAGAAAUGUUCAGUGCUUUUUCCUUCCCCUGAUUUCAGCCUUCUUUUAGCAAUUAGUUGGGGGAGGGGGAAGAGAGAGGGGAAGCUCCUGGAAAGGUGAAAGCAGCAACACUGCCAGUGAAGCAGGUAUCACCGCUGACCUUUCAUCACUCGCUCUUGGCUCUGCUGUACUGUGGUCAGUAACCCCCAAGGUGUUUGCAGCUCCUUGAAUCUCAAAUGCGCGUGUCCAUGCCGAGAGUCACUCCAUUCAGAAGAGUGCCGCAAAGCAACAAGCUGCCCUGUGGUUCCCAUGUGUCCGUGUGGGUAUGUAAAACCAGAAGUUAGCACUUCUUGGGUUUCACCUUUUUGCAGGCUACACGAUUCACCUUCUGAGCGAGCACAGCUGCAUGCCAGGGUCUGUCCUGUUACGCUGUCUUCCUUCCUUCUGUUUUGCUUCUGACGGGCUGAGCACAGACGAAAUCCUCUUUUCUUUUUUAAUGUCAGUCCCUUUGACAGGCAACCGCCCAGUUUCCUCGUCAGACUUCCUUGCGAACAAGGAAUUGACACCAACAGCAGGUAUCUAAAUCCUCUUAAACGUAGUUGUGGCCCAAAAGAGUUGAUCGAAUAAUUAAAGCAGUGGAGUUGCGACUUCAAAGAGACAGAACCAGUCCCCACGUGGUGUGUGUGGGUGUGCGUGUGUGUGGCUUUUUCCAUUUUUAAAUCCAUAGGCCACCAAGACCCCGUCGUGGCCACAACCCCGUCCUCCCCCCACCUUGGGUUUGACGAUUCAUCCUUGGCUCAAGAUGUCUGCAGUCACCGCCUGACCGGUAGCGCUGGGAAUCGCCGGUAGCAGCAGCAACGAGGCACUCACCUGCUCCCUCUGUAGCAUGUCAAGGCAUUGUCCCUAGCUGGAUCCUUUCUCUGGUUCUGUAUAAAUCGCAUUCGUUGUUUCUCAAGGGGAUAUUGUACUCCUCCAGGCUUUUAACCUCAUGACCUGUAUAGUAAAAUUUUUUUGGCCUUUCCUCUCUUUGUCUUUUCAUGUAGACCAGAUAUUUGAAAGGGCAGACGAUGGAUAAAUGUGUACCGUGCAACCUGUUUGUUAUAUUUUUUGGAAACUUCUUUCCUUGGACCGGAACUCGAAUCACGGCGUCACCAGGCCAGUCGUGGCACGCUCUUUAUCGCCCUUUUUUUCCUCGUUUUCAGUACCUAUUGUUUCUCCUUUCAAAUAUGUGAUUGUAUUAGCUCUUUCCAUAUGAAAGAAUUCUCCUUAUUUAAAUAAAAAAAAAACUUAAAAAAAAAAUAAAGCAGAUUUUGCUUUUCUCAAA
This is a messenger RNA of Alligator mississippiensis (American alligator), 11604 nucleotides long. It is a transcript of the gene PRRC2B, whose product is annotated as proline rich coiled-coil 2B. The record is from RefSeq and is a predicted model, not a curated record. The coding region runs from base 205 to 6888 and encodes 2227 amino acids. Lineage: Eukaryota; Metazoa; Chordata; Crocodylia; Alligatoridae. Gene Ontology annotation, biological process: cell differentiation. The transcript has 32 exons.